AUGGAAGGCGGCGACCCGGACGUCGUCAUGGGCGGGGAUGAUAAGCCUUCAAAUGAGACCACGACUACCAAUGGAAUUCCAGUGCCUGCUGAUGGGAUACAAAAAGACGAGAAUACCACAUCGCCCGACGACGAGGAUGAGGAGGACGAAGAGGACUACGAAGAAAUUCUAAAUGAUGACUCGAUUCGCAGACGAGGACUACUACCCACGGCAUGUUGCUACGAUGACCGCAUGAAGCUUCACGUCAACGCCGACUUUGGGACUACGCCUCAUCACCCGGAAGACCCUCGCCGAAUAGAGGAAAUUUUCAAAGCAUUCAAGAGGAAUGGCUUAGUUUUCAAUGGCCCGGAAAGCAAAAUCACGGAGGUGAUGCGUCACAACCCGUCGAAAUACAUGUGGAGGAUUGGCGCUCGAGAAGCAACUAAGGAAGAAAUUCUUACCACACACACUCCGCUGCACUAUCACUGGGUCGAGAGCCUAUCGAAGAUGGACUACCCCACGCUACGAGAAACGAGUCGGCAAUAUGAUCAAGGCCGUGCCUCGCUUUACGUGGGCAGUCUGACAUUCACGGCAGCCCUUCUCUCCUGCGGCGGCGCCAUCGACACCUGCAAGCAUGUCGUCGAGGGCAACGUCAAGAAUGCCUUUGCUGUCAUCAGACCCCCGGGUCAUCAUGCAGAGUACGACCAACCCCUCGGCUUCUGCUUCUUCAACAACGUGCCCGUCGCCGUCAAGAUCUGCCAGCAAGAAUAUCCAGAGGCCUGCAGAAAGGUACUGAUUUUGGACUGGGACGUUCAUCACGGCAAUGGCAUUCAGAAUAUUUUCUACGACGACCCGAAUGUUUUGUACAUCUCCCUCCAUGUCUACCAAAACGGACAGUUCUACCCUGGCCCGCCAGAGAAUGCGGAAAUACCGGAUGGAGGUCUCGAGCACUGCGGUACAGGGCCUGGACUGGGAAAGAAUAUCAACAUUGGAUGGCACGAUCAGGGCAUGGGGGAUGGCGAGUACAUCGCCGCCUUCCAAAAGAUCAUCAUGCCUAUCGCCAAGGAGUUCAAUCCCGACCUGGUUGUCAUAUCCGCAGGAUUCGAUGCUGCCGACGGAGACGAGCUCGGUGGAUGCUUCGUGAGCCCUGCUUGCUACUCACACAUGACCCACAUGCUCAUGUCCUUGGCAGAAGGCAAGGUCGUCGUGUGUCUGGAGGGUGGCUACAACCUGCAAGCCAUCUCAACGUCAGCGGUAUCAGUUGCUCGUACGCUGAUGGGAGAACCGCCACCGAAGAUGAAUCUGCCAUCUCUGAACAAGGACGCGGCCAGGGUCCUCGCCAAGGUGCAGAGCUACCACGCGCCGUACUGGGAAUGCAUGAGACCUGGCAUUAUCCCGAUGCCGGAUAUUCAAGAUCUGCAUGUUACAAGACUCAACGACCACAUCAGGCUCGGCCAAAGGCAAGCACUGUCACAACGCCAUCAGAUGAUUCCUCUUUUCAUACAAAGAGAUAUGCUCUUCAAAUCCUACGAGAAUCAGGUCCUCGUAACUCCAGAUAUUCCGUCCGCACGGCGUAUUCUCAUCAUCUUUCAUGAUCCGCCGGAGGUGUUGGCUCAACCUGAUGUGGUUGACCGCCACGUGGAGGCACAUAAUGCCUGGGUAGUUGAUAGCGUCGAACAGUACAUCGAUUGGGCUGUUGGCCAAGGCAUUGCAGUCAUGGAUGUCAACGUCCCGAACAAGGUUCUACGAGACGAAGAUAUGGAACCUUACACCCAGCAGACAGGAGAGAUUGAGCUCCUGGGCGAACUUCAGGAGCUGGCGAACUACCUAUGGGACAACUACAUCCAGCUCUACGAGGAGGCCGACGACAUUCUUCUUCUUGGUGUAGGUCGGUCGUAUAGUGGAGUUAGGGCGCUUCUGACUGGACGAGACUGCAAAGCCAAAAUUGCUGGAGUCGCCUGCUUCAUCAAGGGAAUGUUGCGACCCGUCAAGUCUGACGUCGACACCGAGCUUGCACCCUGGUAUAAGGAUCACUCCCAGAUCUACGUCGAGCAUGAUCACGCGUGCUGGUCUCGUGCAGACACAAAGCACAGAGUAAGUAAGCGCCGCUUCGGCACAGUGAUUCGGAGUCCGGAGAACGGUACCCAGAAGAUGGCGCAGGCCCAUGCCAAGGAGGUCCAGAGUUGGAUGCUGGAUAUGCUCGCGGCUCGGCAGAAUGGUGAUACUACGGAGGAUGACAAGAUGGCUUGA
Messenger RNA from Colletotrichum abscissum, 2229 nucleotides. RefSeq names its product histone deacetylase. NCBI's taxonomy places the organism in Eukaryota, Fungi, Ascomycota, Sordariomycetes, Glomerellales, Glomerellaceae. Bases 1 to 2229 code for a protein of 742 amino acids. Gene Ontology annotation, cellular component: histone deacetylase complex. Gene Ontology annotation, biological process: negative regulation of transcription by RNA polymerase II. Gene Ontology annotation, molecular function: histone deacetylase activity; transcription factor binding. The record is from RefSeq and is a predicted model, not a curated record. The transcript has 2 exons.